UGCUGUCUGCGUGACAGAGUGACGUUUCGAAUUUCUGUACAAGCUGUUCCCCGUCCUUUUGUGAAGCAGAAUUUAAAAAAGACUAUUGAAGAGUAUAGGACAGAAAUUCGAAACGUCACUCUGUCACGCAGACAGCAGCAGUCGUUAUUCUUCUACCAUCAUAGAUUCUAUCUUUGAUUAGAUGCCUUAUUUGAACUUCCAGGAAACUCUUUUAGUUUCCGCUAGUAUGCUUCACCUAGUACAGGUCGGGAGAUAGGAGGCGUUGGAUGUAUAGGGAAUAAUACAGGUAGAGAAGGUAUGGAAGGUGUGGGUGUGAGUGUGAGUGCAUCUAUUGUUGUCACCUACACCCACACCCACACCCUUCAAGCUUUAAAACACAAAUAAAAGUAAAUGAGUACAUGCUUUGCAUGAUGACCGGCGAAUUGGUUACUUUUUCAGAAAAGAUCUACCGAUUGACGUCUUCAUAAAUUCGUCUCUAUAAAAGCUGGAGGAUGAUACUUGAAGAUAGUAGUUUAGAGCAUGUGGAAGGUAGUUAGUAAAAUGCGCAGUGAGUAGUAAAUAACGCUGCUAAGCUAGACCCAUUUCAGAACAUGCGAACGAGAACGACAUGAUAAAUUGUGGUGAUCCACAUAAAAUCGGCAUUAGCGAAGGCAAAAAUAAGUCUAUGUGUUUUAAAAAUUGUUUUUCGUAGAUGGUGGCUCGUGUUUCACUACGUGUUCCUUUAAUUGGUGGUUGUGAAAUAAAUACAAUUAAUAAGCAAACCGAUACGGUAUUAAUAAAGAAUGGAAAAACAUAA
This is a messenger RNA of Rotaria sp. Silwood2, 796 nucleotides long. NCBI's taxonomy places the organism in Eukaryota, Metazoa, Rotifera, Eurotatoria, Philodinida, Philodinidae. The record is from the annotation of a GenBank genome assembly.